Molecule: messenger RNA, 1062 nt
Organism: Anolis sagrei ordinatus
Lineage: Eukaryota; Metazoa; Chordata; Lepidosauria; Squamata; Anolidae
Gene: SARAF
Product: store-operated calcium entry associated regulatory factor
Biological process (GO): regulation of store-operated calcium entry
Cellular component (GO): endoplasmic reticulum membrane
Source: RefSeq, a predicted model, not a curated record
GCGAGCCGGAACGGAUGCGCCACAGGGUCAAGGCUGAGCCGAGCGCCACUCGCUGGUGAAGGAGCAGAGAUGAGGUCGCGGGGGCUGGCGCUGCCGCUGUUGGUGGUGCUGACGGGAGCCGGCCUGGUGCGGGCCUGGGCGCAGCCGGAGAGAGUCUUGUUACGAGAAGUUCAGGCCUUGACACUUUACCCAGGAAAGAAUACAAAUUAUCGGCGGAGUUCUCCAGUUCCUCAGUUGCAGUGCACUGGAGGUUCUGCUGGCUGUGGUGCAUAUGCCCCUGAUGUCGUACAAUGUUACAACAAAGGUUGGGAUGGCUAUGAUGUACAGUGGGAGUGUAAAGCAGACUUGGAUGCUGCCUACCGAUUUGGAAAAAUUGAAGUAAGCUGUGAAGGUUAUGAUUAUCCAGACGACCCUUACAUCUUAAAAGGGUCCUGUGGCUUGGAGUACACAUUGGAGUUAACCAAGGCAGGACAGCAAAAGACCAGUUCAUUUGGUGGAAGCUACUUUUCCCCAACCUCUCAUGAUUCAGUAGGCUCAGGUGCUGGAGUGGUUCUGGUAAUAUUCUUUGCUCUUCUUGUUUAUGGCGUCUACAAGUUAUUCCUAUGUGAUAAUCGUCCACAACAUGGCUUUGCUUACGGUGAUGUGCAUUCAGGAACCUACCAACAGAGUCCUCCUCCUCCAGGAUUUAAAUCCGAUGGGCAGUAUUAUCAAAGCCCUCCUCCACCAGGAUUUAAGACAGGCUUUACAGGAGCUGCAAGUGGUUCCAAUUAUGACUCAAAUUCAGGGCCUGGUUUCUGGACCGGAUUAGGUGCUGGAGGGCUACUGGGAUACUUGGCUGGCAACCGAAGGUCACCUUCACAUCAUACAUAUUCUCCAUAUUAUGAUACAUGGACUGGUCCAUCUGCUCGAUCACACGCAUUUGGCAGCUCACAUAACUCUACAGCAUCUCAUCAUUCAGGGACAAGAUCCACAUCUGGUUUUGGAGGUACAAAAAGGAGAUGAACCUUGGAUUCUGUAAUGUCUAAGCAGCUGAAUAAAGGCAACAUUCCAACUAUUCUAAAA